Molecule: messenger RNA, 327 nt
Organism: Prunus armeniaca (apricot)
Lineage: Eukaryota; Viridiplantae; Streptophyta; Magnoliopsida; Rosales; Rosaceae
Source: the annotation of a GenBank genome assembly
AUGAGACGGCGCUUGGAGGACUCGUUCAUCCUCUUGGCCUCGGCAGCUCUCCUGUCUUCCGUCACUGCGAGAAAAGGGUUCGGUAAGACCCGCAACAGAACAAAAGAAACGAUUCGUGAAAUACGAAGUGUACUUACUCUCGGCAGGAUCGAUCAGUUGGGCCCGGAUCAGAUUGUUGGUGAAGAGGAACUGCGGAUACACUCUCUCCUCGGCAGGGACUUUCCUCCUCACUCUCUCCACCUGCUGAAUCUCGGCCUGUGUUGCUUCAGCUUACCUACAAAAGAAGAGAAAGGAAGGGUCACUUACGGUAGACAGAUAACUCAGUGA